AUGGCGGGGAAGAAACAAGAAGAUGCCUAUGCACCCAUCCAGAGAAGGGCCCUACUGGCAGCAACAGGUUGCAAACAAAGAACUAGCACCGAAGCGCUAGAAGCACUAACUGGAACUAUCCCUGUAGACAUCCAUCUCACAUGUCGGCAAGCACAGGCAUAUUUAAGGCUCAGCACAAAACACACGGGCAACCCCAUCUAUGAUACCAUUACACAUGAGUUGACAGAGGAAAGAAGAGGCACACCUGUACAUCUACUUGCUACAAGAUUCAAAGAGCUGAAAGGUGAGCUGGAAACUGAGACAGUCGAUAAAGAAUGCUACUUUGAUGCUAGGUUACCACCCUUCUCCAUUGGAAGAAUAACAGGGUCAUUCACACCCAAAAUGAACAACCAAUGCAGCAAAGAGCAAGCGAAAGAAGAAAUAGCACAGUUACUGCAAAGUAUCAAGCAGACAAAGACAACCGUCGUCUUUACGGACGGAUCGUCUCUAGGGAACCCAGGUCCGACAGGAUGCUCGGCAGUGAUCUACGAACAUUGGGGCAGAACAGAACCAUACACUGUCAAGAAGCCCGUAGCAGCAAAGUCAAACAACUAUGAGGGGGAAUUGCAGGGACUUCACCUGGCACUCAGCACACUGAGCAAGAGGGAAAGAAGUGAAGAGAGAGUGCUCAUCUUAUGUGACUGCAAGGCGGCAAUAGAAAAUGUCAUCACCACUCACCAAGUAGAUGCCUAUAACGAUCUAGUUAACAACAUAAGACAGAAACUGCACGAAAUGAAGCAGAAGAGAGUCAACAUUCAAAUUGAAUGGUGCCCAGGGCACAUGGGAGUAGCAGGCAAUGAGCUAGCCGACGAACAAGCCAAACUUGCAGCUGAAGAGGCCAGAAACAGCAACAUGAAUACAGUGUGGACAAGACAACAAGCCCUCAAACACAUAGAAAAACAAGCAGAAGAAAGAUGGAAAAGAAGAAGCGAGCUACAUACUACCAGCAAACACAUGCAGAAGAUAAAUGUACAAAUGAAGAAAAAAUGCAAAGUACUGGGACUGAGGUCAACCCAAAUUGCAAUAAACCAGCUGGUGAGUGGGCACACCUCACUCAACGCCUACAGAAACUGGAUAGACGACACAGAGUCACCCAACUGUGAAGCAUGUGGGGAGAGAGAAAGCACAGAGCACUUCCUGUACUACUGCCCAAGGUAUGAGAGCAGCAGACGCAGAAUGUAUAACGAGGUGGACAACAUAUACCAAGAACUCAGUACACGGGAGAAAGAGAGAAGGCUGGACAUAGUGACGCUAGCAGGGAUGAGAGAAGAUCUGGGAGAAGAAACAAACAAAAAGAUGUACAAGGCAUUCUCAAAGUAUAUAGAAGACACAGGGAGAUUUGCCGGGGAGGACUAA
Branchiostoma floridae (Florida lancelet) is the source of this 1395-nucleotide messenger RNA. RefSeq lists its product as uncharacterized. The record is from RefSeq and is a predicted model, not a curated record. Bases 1 to 1395 code for a protein of 464 amino acids. NCBI's taxonomy places the organism in Eukaryota, Metazoa, Chordata, Leptocardii, Amphioxiformes, Branchiostomatidae. The transcript has a single exon. Gene Ontology annotation, molecular function: RNA-DNA hybrid ribonuclease activity; nucleic acid binding. Gene Ontology annotation, biological process: DNA replication, removal of RNA primer.